Messenger RNA from Megalobrama amblycephala (Wuchang bream), 2213 nucleotides. It is a transcript of the gene fam167b, whose product is annotated as family with sequence similarity 167 member B. NCBI's taxonomy places the organism in Eukaryota, Metazoa, Chordata, Actinopteri, Cypriniformes, Xenocyprididae. The transcript is spliced from 2 exons. The record is from RefSeq and is a predicted model, not a curated record. Bases 462 to 1106 code for a protein of 214 amino acids.
AGCAGAAGAUGGAGACAUUCUGUUAUAAAACAGCUGCAAAGACUCACGUUUGAUAUAAUGGUGCAGUCGCGCUGACUUAUUGAUAGAUAGAAAGUGUGAGUGAGCUUUAGGCCACAAAAUACAUAAAUAUUUACCGUCAUUUCUUAGUUGCCUUUGAGAAACCAUAUUAUUUGAUGAAAACUGUCCUGUCUUGGAAUUGCCUUUUUUCCACUUUAGCCAACGUGAUUUUUGAGGUGUGUGAGAAGCUGUUUACUAUAGGGUUUAAGUGUGUCAGUGACCCCGUGCCACUUGAAUAGUUUCACAUGAACACGAAAUAUCGCGUCUGGCCGCAACAUAAAAGUUCAGACUGUCUAAAGUUCUCAGAUUAAACUCUGAUCAUGUCAUUUGGCUGCAGAACAUGGGCGGUCACUUUUCUGUCUAUAUAAACAUGAGCACAGCACACCUCUUGAGAUUAAUCACUCAUGCACAUGAUCAGGCACACAGUGCACAUGUCUGAGCAGUCACAAGUCUCACCCAGCUGGAAUGAAAGCAGCACAGUGAUGGAGUUCAGAGAGCUGGGAGCAGACGAGAACACUGAGGGCGAUAUGGAGGAUCUGGAUAGUGUGAAAGCCCUGACAGAGAAACUCAAACUCCAAACGCGCAGACCGUCGUACUUAGAAUGGAAGGAGCGACUGCAGGCUCGCCCGUGGAUUGAUGCCACAGACAGUUCAAAUGUCAGCAGCCCAGGAUCUGUGGAGAAGGACACCCAGCUAUCCGACGACUGGAAAGAUGGGAUGCCUUAUAAGAAUAUAUGCGGCUUUGAUACUAUAGACGACGCGUUACAGUGGCUCAGAAACGAACUGAGAGAGAUGCAGAUGCAGGAUAACCAUCUCGCACGGCAGUUGAUUCGCUUACGGGGGGAGAUCCACAGGCUGAAGGUGGAGCAGGUGUGUCACCGUCACAAAGAGAUGCUGGAUGACGCCACGUAUGAGCUGGAGGAGUGCGAGGAGGAAUCAGACCUGCUGUGUGACAUCCCCAUGAAAGCCGCCUUCACUCUUUCCACAACUCUCAAACAUAUUGGUCUCACCAAAAUGAACCUCAAUUCCAGACGAUUCUCACUCUGUUGAGAGGCAGACGCCCCUCAAGAAAACUCCAAGCAGAACUUCUAUUGUAUUACUGACACUGAAAGCCAGUCAUUCAUUUCAUUAAAACUGGACUAUAAUAAUAAAAAAACUUCCUUUUUCCUCAAAUCACUUAGCCUUAUUGAACUUUGUUUGACCAGACUGGUGGUCAUAUCUGGAAAUGCAGUAACCAGCAAUACAACAGCAAGCCAUGAUCUUCACAUCUAUUAUUAAACCACUUGUGAAAGUGGACUCCCCACAGGUCUGAGUUGGGGAAGAGUUUAUAUUUACAUUUGAAAAUAUCUGAAGUAAUCAGGAGGAACCUGCUUCUGUGUCAAAAGGCAUGUGACCUGCACACACUCCCUUCAAUGUUCCCGACUGCUCAGGAGAUAAAACACUCUCCCGUCGGCUUGGCUGUGAUCCCGAGCAGCAGCCUCACAGGAAGUGUGAGUUUGUGAUCAGACAUUUUGUCACCUUGUCUAUUAAAACCUAAAAAUAACCCACACUCUAAGGCUUAGAGCUGCAACAAGUGAGAAGCUUUUCAGCCCACUGUCAUUGUUUGGUCUAACAUAUGUUUUUUCCUGAUGUUUGAGAAUGUUGUGCUUGGGAAACUUUCAUAUACACAGUGAGUUUACUAGAUUUAAAUGUUUAUAUAUAUGUAUAUACAUAUAUAUAUAUAGUGUUCUUUAUACUUCCACAGAACCCAUUAAAGUUCAGUUUCCAUAAUUACAAGCACUGGAAGUAUAGCACUGCUUUUGUGCAUAUAUACUGUAAAUGCUUAUGUCAGAAGCUUCAUGAUAAAAUCAAAACAUAUCAAAGAGGACCUUUUAUAUAUACAUAUAUAUAUAUAUAUAUAUAUAUAUAUAUAUAUAUAUAUAAUUUUGUCUUGGGACUGAAUGUGCAUUAACAAUUUGUUAAAAAAAUAGAUUAUGUAUGAAAUGAAUACUUCUAUUCAGCAAAGAUGCAUUAAAUUGAUUAAAAGUGAAAGAAAAGGCUUUUACAUUGUUUAAAAAAAGGAUCAUGAGACACUGGAGUAAUGGCUGCUAAACAGUUUGCUUUGUCAUUACAGGCACUUAAUUUGAAAACAAUAAAAAAAAAAAAAUGGACCCAAAA